Solanum stenotomum is the source of this 447-nucleotide messenger RNA. RefSeq lists its product as uncharacterized. The transcript has 2 exons. Gene Ontology annotation, biological process: DNA integration. Lineage: Eukaryota; Viridiplantae; Streptophyta; Magnoliopsida; Solanales; Solanaceae. Gene Ontology annotation, molecular function: nucleic acid binding. The coding region runs from base 1 to 447 and encodes 148 amino acids. The record is from RefSeq and is a predicted model, not a curated record.
AUGGUGAAGGAAGGCAUAGUUAUCGGGCACAAGGUUUCACAAAAGGUAUUGGAAGUCAAUAAGGCAAAAAUUGAGGUGAUUGAGAAGCUACCUUCUCCAAUAUCAGUGAAGGGUGUUCGCAGCUUCUUGGGACAUGCCGGUUUCUACCGGAAGUUCAUCAAGGACUUCUCAAAUAUUGCACACCCCCUGUGCAAACUCUUGGAGAAGGAAGUGAAGUUCUAUUUUCAUGAUGCUUAUUAUGCUUCCAAAUGGGUGGAGGCUAUUGCACUUCCAAACAAUGAAGGAAAAAGUGUCGUCCAAUUUCUGAAGUGCUACAUCUUUGCGAGAUUUGGCACUCCUAGCGAGAUUAUUAGUGAUGGGGGAUCCCACUUUUGCAACAAGUGGUUCUCCACUUCAUUAAGCAUGUAUGGGGUGAAACACAAAGUAGCAACCCCAUAUCAUCCCUAA